AUGACGACCUUGUUGACUCCCCGCGAAACCCAUUCGCCUUUUCCUGAUCCUCUACGGUGUCCCACCGGUCCCACCGCGCAACGAUAUUUCUUAGAAGAUCACACCAUUCCCAGGAAAUUACCCAUGCGAGAUGAUUAUCGUGCGAGGGACUCUUCCCCAGUCGCAAAUCUGCCCUCCGUACCCCCUUCUCCGAGCUACAUUCCUACACCCGAACAACUCGCCUAUGCGCCAAUGAAUAGCAUAUCACCAGAAAACGAACUUAUCCUACCCUCCUACGAAACAGAACCUCACCAUAAUGCGAAAGAACUCGAGGAUAUGAGCGAUGCGUCGACAGAAUCACACCUACCUUCGUGGACGUUACAGGCUCCGUCGGCAGAUGACAGCUUAAUCGAAGAUGAACCAUCCAGGCACGUGGACUACCUUUCACAUGACUGGAAGGAGGAGGAUAUUUGGUCCUCUUGGCGCUAUGUGACGAGUCGGAGGAAUGAUUAUAGUAAUGGUGUGAGAUUAGAGAAUGCUUCUUGGAGGACAUGGGCCAAGGCCAAACACAACCUGAAGACGAUAUCGCCGGAAAGCCUCAAUUGGCUGAAGGACUGCGAUGUUACCUGGCUAUAUGGGCCAUUAAAAAGUUCUGUCGAACGUGUAACCUCUCCGUCUCCCCCUCCAAGUCGCUUGGAGACACCAAACUGUUAUCUAGACCCAAAGCCAAUCCUUAAGAAGAAGACCGCGUCAGAGGCCAUCCUCCAGCGCUCACUAUCUCAACAUACGUUACUCCAACAUGCAGGGGCCAUUCUCAAGGCCCAAGAAGCCGAGAAUAUCUGGGCUCGGCCCCCUUUCCCCAGGUCCAACACAGACUUGGACCACUUGCAUCACCGGACUGGAAGCUCAACCUACUCUCUCGGUGGCACUCUCACUGCCUCAUCAUCAUCUGGAAUGACAUCUCCAAGCGAGCGACGCCGUAUCCACUUCAACAAUGAAGUCGUACAAUGCAUCGCGGUUGAAGCCAAGGGCUAUGAUGAUUGGCCCGCCACCUUUGAAGACGACUCAUCUUCCGACGACGGCGUAGUCAUGAUGAGACAAAUCUCCAGCCGGUCCUCUCUCAGCAACCGCAGCACCCCACGCAACAGCUUCAGCGAUGGGAAAACUAUCGCCCCCCUCCCUUCAACCACGCUCAAGUACCGUGUGGAUCCCCCCGAGCCCCCUCAGACGUUCUUUAGCCGAUGGUCCACCCCCACCCCGAAGUUAUCACCAACUCCCUCUGUGGAGACCAUACGUCCGUCAGGGCCAUCAGAGCCCUCGGCUAACUUUCUUUUGGAUGAAUGUGAAGAUCCCAGCCUGGACUUCACGGGAAAUUACCCCGAGCGUGAUCGCGCAUGGCUCAUUAAAGAUGAUCCACCAUCAGAUCACCCCCGAUUGACUGCUUCGGGCAUGAUCAUGCCGGAAGGCGAGACUGAAACCCCCAACAGCAGCAUCUUGGACCGGGUUGUGGACACUGUCAACACAGCCCGAGACAUUGCCCAUGUGAUUUGGAAUGUGGGCUGGCGCCGCUAA
Messenger RNA from Penicillium vulpinum, 1551 nucleotides. RefSeq names its product protein phosphatase regulator REG1. The coding region runs from base 1 to 1551 and encodes 516 amino acids. The transcript has 2 exons. Lineage: Eukaryota; Fungi; Ascomycota; Eurotiomycetes; Eurotiales; Aspergillaceae. Gene Ontology annotation, biological process: cellular response to glucose starvation; protein catabolic process in the vacuole. The record is from RefSeq and is a predicted model, not a curated record.